AACAGGUUUGCUUCGAGCAAACAAGACGAGAGAUUGUAGGAAGAUAGGUAGCGAGCAUGGAGAAUAGUGGGAAGGAUUACGUAGACCCGCCGCCGGCACGGUUGUUGGACAUGGAAGAGCUCAAGAGCUGGUCCUUUUACAGAGCUCUCCUAGCCGAGUUCGUUGCUACCCUUCUGUUUCUUUACAUCUUAGUUGCCACUGUUAUCGGUCACAACCAACAAACCGGCCCUUGCGACGGUGUUGGUCUUCUCGGUAUUGCUUGGGCCGUCGGUGGCAUGAUCUUCGUUCUCGUCUACUGCACUGCCGGCAUCUCCGGUGGUCACAUUAAUCCGGCCGUCACGUUCGGGCUGUUCGUCGCCCGGAAGGUUUCAUUGGCUAGAGCGGUGGCGUACAUAGUUGCACAGUGCCUGGGAGCUAUUUGUGGCGCAGGUUUAGCCAAGGCAUUCAUGAGGCACGCAUACAAUAUGUAUGGGGGCGGUGCCAACACUGUGGCUCCCGGGUACUCGAAUGCCACCGCUUUGGGAGCCGAGAUAAUCGGAACUUUCGUCCUCGUCUACACCGUUUUCUCCGCCACCGAUCCCAAAAGAAGUGCACGUGAUUCUCACGUCCCUGUGUUAGCUCCCUUGCCAAUCGGAUUUGCUGUGUUUGUGGUGCAUUUGGCCACCAUUCCCAUCACCGGCACCGGGAUAAAUCCGGCUAGGAGCCUCGGUGCGGUCGUGAUCUACAACGGUGAAAAAGCCUGGAAUGAUCAGUGGAUAUUUUGGGUCGACCCUUUCAUCGGAGCGAUCGCGGCUGCGGCAUAUCAUCAAUACAUUCUGAGGACUACGGCCAGCAAAGCUUUGAAAUCCUUCCGCAGCAGCCCUGUAAUCUAAAAACGCCGAUCCCCUUGGAUGUU
This is a messenger RNA of Hibiscus syriacus, 895 nucleotides long. Its product is annotated as aquaporin PIP2-7-like. Gene Ontology annotation, cellular component: plasma membrane. NCBI's taxonomy places the organism in Eukaryota, Viridiplantae, Streptophyta, Magnoliopsida, Malvales, Malvaceae. The record is from RefSeq and is a predicted model, not a curated record. Gene Ontology annotation, biological process: transmembrane transport. The transcript has 4 exons. Gene Ontology annotation, molecular function: water channel activity. Bases 57 to 872 code for a protein of 271 amino acids.